This is a messenger RNA of Acanthamoeba castellanii str. Neff, 1062 nucleotides long. RefSeq lists its product as uncharacterized. The coding region runs from base 1 to 1062 and encodes 353 amino acids. The record is from RefSeq and is a predicted model, not a curated record. Lineage: Eukaryota; Discosea; Longamoebia; Acanthamoebidae. The transcript is spliced from 6 exons. Gene Ontology annotation, cellular component: Golgi apparatus. Gene Ontology annotation, molecular function: antiporter activity.
AUGUCGUUGCCUGCGUCGGGUCCACCACAGCACAAUUUGCUGCAGCACUUACACCCGAAUCCAGGAACAAGCGAGGGGGGCGUAGCCAUCAAUAUGACCCCCCCGGCCAGAAACGCUACCGGGGGCAAAGCCGCUCCUGGUGGCACGAGCAGCGGCUCGGGUGUGGGGGGAGCGACGUGGCUGAGUGCCUGGCUGGCCCUCAACGUCGGCCUCACCCUGCUCAACAAAGCGGUUUUCUCCUUUGGGGCCUUCAACUUCCCCCUCACCCUCAGCGCCCUCCACAUGCUCAUAACGGGCAUGCUCUCGUGGAUAUGCGUGCACCACCUCAAGCUCUUUCCCUACAACCCCAACAUCGACAGCCGCGGCCAGAUCUACCUUUUCCUCUUCAGCUUCAUCUUUUCCAUCAAUAUCGUGAUGGGUAACGUGAGCAUCCAGAUCGUCUCCGUGGCGCUGGUGCAGGUCUUCCGCGCCGUGAUCCCCGGCGUGACGAUGGCACUCUCGCUCCUCAUAUUGGGCAAGCGGUCAUCGCUGUAUCUCGUACUGUCGAUGGUCCCCAUUUGUCUGGGGGUCAUGCUCACUGUCUCUGGCGAGCUGGACCUCACCUUCAUCGGGCUGGUCUACACGGCGAUCGGAACCUUCCUGUCCGCGCUCAAGGUGGUGGUGUGCAACAAGUUCCUCAAGGGCACCUACGAAAUGCAUCCCCUUGACCUCCUUGCCCGCGUAGCGCCGCUGGCCUUUGUGCAAACCGCCGUCAUGGUCUACCUGCUCGAAUGGAACGAGCUUUCCAACGAGUGGUACAAGUAUGCGGACGACAGCGUGGUCCUGUUUUCCGUCUUUGGCUCAGGGUUCAUGGCGUGGCUGCUCAACAUCACCAACUUUUUCACCAACCAAAAGACCUCGCCAGUGACGCUCACGGUGGGCGGCAACGUAAAGCAGAUCCUGACGAUCCUCCUCUCGAUCGCCAUCUUCAACACGCGUGUCUCGUUCAUGGGCGCCCUGGGCAUCCUCGUAACGGUGGCGGGUGCCAUUCUCUACAGCAUCGUCAACCACAACAAAUGGUGA